This is a messenger RNA of Didymodactylos carnosus, 777 nucleotides long. The record is from the annotation of a GenBank genome assembly. NCBI's taxonomy places the organism in Eukaryota, Metazoa, Rotifera, Eurotatoria, Philodinida, Philodinidae.
AUGUAUUUGAAUUCUCUCACAAAAUCAUUCGAUGAUUUACCACACUUAACCAAUGAUCAAUAUAUGAUGCCGAUAGAAAAAUUAUCACAUCAGAUUGAUAACUUUUCACAUGAAUCGUCAAUGGACAGUUCAUCGAGUUCAGAAGAUGUCCCUGUCAGCCGGGAUCAAUCAAAACAGAUAGUAAAGAUGAUACUUGAACAACAUGAUCUUCUGGUUAAAACACUCUGUUCUCAACACGUUCCUGUCUCUCCUGCCAAUAAAGCAAAACAAUUUGAAUUAGUGACAAUAGCUGGAUCGAGCAUUACUCGAGGUCCUGGUAAUGGGACAAUCGAUUUUUCGAAUAAGUCAUUUCGAUAUCAUGUUCACACGAAAAAUGGUGUUGGGAUGGAGAGAAUGACUGAGUUUUUCAAUGAAAAACACUUCAAACCGUCACCUCGCUUCAUUGUUUGUGUUGAUAUGACCAAUUUGAAAUAUGAUAAACCGAGUGAUGCCCGUGAUAAAACAGAACUUUUGAUCACGACAUUUAAAAACUUGUAUCCAAAUUCGAAAUUAGCUUUAACCACUCUAUCUCCAAUGAAUAUUUGUGGCCUGAAAGCCUCAGUUGAAGCUCUAAGCGAGGAUAUAAGAGAAUACAACAGCAAAUUAGUAUCUCUAACUAUUAGUAUGAGUGUCGACUUGAUACCGAUUGAUUAUGAUAAGCGUGAUAUGAUAUCUGGCGAUGGUUAUCACUUGAGCGAUUCAGAUGUAUAUUUUGCUAAUAAACAACAACAACAAUAA